Dermochelys coriacea (leatherback sea turtle) is the source of this 924-nucleotide messenger RNA. RefSeq names its product TRPM8 channel-associated factor 2-like. The record is from RefSeq and is a predicted model, not a curated record. NCBI's taxonomy places the organism in Eukaryota, Metazoa, Chordata, Testudines, Dermochelyidae.
AUGGGGUUAACAGGGCAUGGAUUAAAUAGUAAAAAUGAUUUAGAGAGUCUUCUGAAAGGAGUGACUGAAUUAAAGGUGGAAGAAAGCAAUGUCCCCUCUCACCUGCUGAUCCAUGGGUCUUUAGCAUUCCCUGUCAGAUUAGAUGACUCCCACCAGUCAUUUCUUGCAGCAGCUCACUAUGGAAGGGGUCGUGUUGUGGUAGCCAACCAUGAAAAACAGCUCUAUGCACCAGCAAUGAAAACUUUUAUCCUCAGUGCUAUCCACUGGCUGGAUGCAGGAAAGGGAGGGAAAGUUGGCCUUGGAAACAACAGGCAAAACCUUUGCCCUCUGCUAAGUCAGGAGAAGAUCUUGUGUGAGCUAGCAGACCAGAAGGACAACCUGUGUGUGUAUUGCUGCACAGCCUAUAGUGACAGAGGGGCAGAAAAGAUGCAGGAGUUUGUUGCAGAAGGAGGUAGACUGCUGAUCAGGGGACAGGCCUGGUCAUGGGCUACAGGCAAUACUGGCCAUCAUGCCAUUGCUGAGUAUCCCAGCAACCAAAUAUUGAACAAGUCUGGAAUUGCAAUCCCGGAGAAAAUCCUUGUGGUAUUGAAAUACCCAGCUGUAUGCUUUGAAGGUGCUUCCUCCCAUUACCACUUUCGCUGGGCACUCUUUCAAUUUCAGCAAUACCUUAAGAAAAAAGAGCCUCUAAAACCCCAUCUUCUUCAGAUAAAGAAGCUGGGUGAGGAUUUGACAGCAUUCAUAAAGAUCCCAGCUCAGGACUCUCCACCUUUCUUCUCCAUUCAGAAGGAGCCGGCUGAGCUGGUCCUGGCUAAUGGAGUCCCCCAUGUCAGUGCAGAAAACCCCAUCAAAGGCAAGUCUGAGGAAGCAGUUUUAAUCCACUUAGCUGCAGAGCACUACGAUAUCUUCCCUGAAUUCCAAAAAUAA